Messenger RNA from Eptesicus fuscus (big brown bat), 5776 nucleotides. It is a transcript of the gene GGCX, whose product is annotated as gamma-glutamyl carboxylase. Gene Ontology annotation, molecular function: gamma-glutamyl carboxylase activity; vitamin binding. NCBI's taxonomy places the organism in Eukaryota, Metazoa, Chordata, Mammalia, Chiroptera, Vespertilionidae. Gene Ontology annotation, biological process: peptidyl-glutamic acid carboxylation. The transcript is spliced from 15 exons. The record is from RefSeq and is a predicted model, not a curated record. The coding region runs from base 61 to 2337 and encodes 758 amino acids.
UUAGGGGAGCGGCCCCUCUCCCGUGGGUGGCUGCUGCGGGUGACUUACCUGCGCAGAACGAUGGCGAUGUCUGCCCGGUCCUCGCGGGCCGCGUCCGGCUCAGAUAAAGUACGGAAAGACAAGACUGCACAGACCUCAGGCCCCGGUCAGGCCAGCCGCAUGGGGAAACUCUUGGGUUUUGAGUGGACAGAUGUAUCCAGCUGGGGGAGGCUGGUGACCCUGCUGAAUCGGCCAAUGGAUCCUGCAAGCCUGGCUGUCUUCCGUUUUCUCUUUGGGCUGUUGAUGGUGCUCGACAUUCCCCAGGAGCGGGGGCUCAGCUCCCUGGACCGAAGAUACCUGGAUGGGCUGGAGGUGUGCCGCUUCCCCUUGCUGGAUGGCCUGCAGCCACUGCCACUUGACUGGAUGUAUCUUGUCUAUACCGUCAUGUUUCUGGGGGCACUGGGCAUGAUGCUGGGCCUGUGCUACCGGAUAAGCUGUGUGUUAUUCCUGCUGCCGUACUGGUAUGUGUUUCUCCUGGACAAGACGUCAUGGAACAACCACUCCUAUCUGUAUGGUUUGUUAGCUUUUCAGCUGACAUUCAUGGAUGCAAACCACUACUGGUCUGUGGAUGGCCUGCUGAAUACCCGGAAGCGGAAUGCCCACGUGCCUCUUUGGAACUAUGCUGUGCUGCGUGGCCAGAUUUUCAUUGUGUACUUCAUUGCGGGUGUGAAAAAGCUGGAUGCAGACUGGGUGGAAGGCUAUUCCAUGGAGAACCUGUCCCGGCACUGGCUCUUCAGUCCCUUCAAGCUCGUCUUGUCCGAAGAGAUGACCAGUCUGCUGGUGGUGCACUGGUGCGGACUGCUCCUUGACCUCUCAGCCGGUUUCCUGCUCUUCUUCGACGCCUCAAGAUCCGUGGGCCUCCUCUUCGUGUCCUACUUCCACUGCAUGAAUUCCCAGCUUUUCAGCAUUGGUAUGUUCCCCUAUGUCAUGCUGGCCAGCAGCCCUCUCUUCUGCUCCCCUGAGUGGCCUCGGAAGCUGGUAUCUCACUGCCCCAAAAGGCUGCAAGAACUGCUGCCCCUCAAGGCUGCCCCUCAGCCCAGUGCUUCCUGCAUGUAUAAGAGGAACCGGGCCAAAGGCAGCCAGAAGCCAGGGCUGCGCCAUCAGCUAGGCACUGCCUUCACCCUGAUCUACCUCCUGGAGCAGCUCUUCCUGCCCUAUUCCCAUUUCCUCACCCAGGGCUAUAACAAUUGGACAAAUGGACUCUAUGGCUACUCCUGGGACAUGAUGGUGCACUCCCGCUCCCACCAGCACGUGAAGAUCACCUACCGUGAUGGCCGCACUGGCGAGCUGGGCUACCUUAACCCUGGGGUAUUCACACAGAGCCGGCGAUGGAAGGAUCAUGCAGACAUGCUGAAGCAAUAUGCCACUUGCCUGAGCCGCCUGCUUCCCAAGUACAAUGUUACUGAGCCCCAGAUCUACUUUGAUAUCUGGGUGUCCAUCAAUGACCGCUUCCAGCAGAGGCUUUUUGACCCUCAUGUGGACAUUGUGCAGGCUGCCUGGUCCCCCUUCCAGCCUACACCUUGGCUGCAGCCACUGUUGAUGGACCUGUCUCCCUGGAGGGCCAAGUUACAGGAAAUCAAGAGCAGCUUGGACAACUAUACUAUGGUGGUCUUCAUUGCAGAUUUCCCUGGGCUGCACCUAGAGAAUUUUGUGAAUGAAGACCUGGGCAACACUAGCAUCCAGCUGCUGCAAGGGGAGGUGAUUGUGGAGCUGGUGGCAGAACAGAAGAACUACACUCUUCAGGAGGGAGAAAAAAUGCAGUUGCCUGCUGGCGAGUACCAUAAGGUGUACACAGUGUCACCCAGUCCUUCCUGCUACAUGUACAUCUAUGUCAACACUACGGAAGUUGCACUGGAGCAAGACCUGGCAUAUCUGCAAGAAUUGAAAGAGAAGGUGGAGAAUGGAAGUGAAACAGGACCUCUACCCCCCGAGCUGCAACCUCUGCUAGAAGGGGAAGUAAAAGGAGGUCCUGAGCCAACACCUCUGGUUCAGACCUUUCUUAAACGCCAGCAAAGGCUCCAGGAGAUUGAACGCCGGCGAAACUCCCCUUUCCAUGAGCGAUUCUUCCGCUUCUUGAUGCGAAAGCUCUAUAUUUUUCGCCGCAGCUUCCUGAUGACUUGUAUCUCACUUCGAAAUCUGGCAUUAGGUCGCCCUUCCCUGGAGCAACUGGCCCAAGAGGUGACUUAUGCAAACUUGCGACCCUUUGAGCCACUUGGAGAGUUGAAUCCUUCAAACACAGAUUCUUCAAAUUCUAAUCCUCCUGAACCAAAUUCUGAGCAUAUCCACUCAGAGUUCUGAGGGGGGCCAGAUAUUGGGUACAGCCAGUCAUAGGACCAUUACCUGUGCAGUGGAGAUUUGAAAAAACUUUUACAGAUAUUUAUAUUUUUCUUCCUUGUCUAUAGCUCUUUUAAAUUCAGAGAUGAUAUCUUAGAAGAAGGAGCCAAGGAAGUAAAGCAAGGAUAAGAUUUAUCAAUCCAAGGUUUAGAGGCCAGGAGGGGGUUAAAAGCAAUGUGAAAAGGUCCUUCUACGAUAAAGGGGACAGUCAGGUUUAAAGUGACUGGCUCCUUGGGGAAAGAGAUUUUAUGUACCAUGAUGAAAAUAGUAGCCAAGUAUUCUCAAGUGCUUGCCAUAUGCACAGUGCUUCACACAGUGCCUACAUUACAUUUAGUCCUUAAUGGUCAUUAGUCUUAUUUUACAGUUGGAGAAACUGACAUUGAGAGGUACUAUAAUUUGCUCAAAGACAUAAACCUAGUAAGGGAUGGAUUGAUGGUUUGAACCUCAUGUCUGACUUAAGGUCCUUCACCCUGUCUCUUGUAAUUUUGAGAAUCACAAUAAUUCUGAAAUAAUGUAACUUAAAACUUGUCUUCUUAAUUAUAAGUAUGAUGAUUAGUAUGGUGAUGAGGUUCUGAAUGCACAAAUUUUCUCUUCACUAUAAUUCUGGUUCCUUCUUAGUUUCUCAUAUCUACGUAUCCUGUAAGUUUUUCACUAGCAGCUAUGAGAGUAGUUAGGAUAGCAGAAAGUUAAACUAUAAGGAAAUUUAAUGAUUGGUAUUAGUAUUUUGCUAAAAACAAGCUUAACAUUUAGCAUUAUUCUAGCACUUACUGAGAAGGUAAUGUAAAGUGAGUAUUAACCAAACUUGGUGAGGGAUAAGGGAAUGUAGGUUUGGAUAUACAAGGAAACUCCUCAGGUCCGUGAAUGUUCAAAGGCCUGGCACUGGGCUAGGAAGUGAGAAUGCAGUUUUAAAAAAAGAGCUCAUGAUUUGGUAACAGACUGGCAGUCCCAGUACUUUGAUAAAAGAUUGCAUCUGUUAUCAAUCUUCCCGUGCCCCACCCCACCUAACCCCCUUGGACAGUGGGCUCAGGGUUCUUUCCCAGGCAUUUUUUUCCCCUGUACACACUAUUCUAUGGUUUCCAGUGAUGCUAUGCUUAGAUUUCUUUCCUGUGCCCUAGACCUUGACUUAUGUCUCUACCUUGAUAUCCCAGAGCUUUCAAACCCUGUCCUGAAUAGAACUUAGCUUCAUUUCCAACUCAAGACCUGCUCCUCCUUUAUUAGUGAAUGGCAACUAUAUUUUUUUUCACCGAAUCAUCAGUCUCAAGUCUUUUCCUCACAUUUCUUGUAAUUUCCAGUCCCAGCAAUUCUACCUCUUAUUUCUUAAAUCUAUUAAUUUCAUCUCCUCUGCUAUAGGGAGAUCAGAGCAGGGCUACCAUGAAGAUGUACAGGUUGGGCCAAGUGGGGCCUGGCAGUGAGUCCCUUGGAUUCAUACAAGGCAUUGUAUGCAAUGGCUGUGCCACGAGGUCGUUUUUUUUUUUUUUUAACCCUUACCCGAAUUAUUUAGAGUGGGAGGGAGGGGGAAACAGAAAAACGGAUUGGUUGCCUCCCUAGAAUUGAGGUCUAGAGCAGCAGUCGCCAACCUUUUGGACCUCAUGGACCACCAGUUGGUGACCAUGAUCUAGAGUGGAAGGGAGAAACUGAAAUGAUUGGUUGCCUCCCUAUCGAACCUGCUACCCAGCCAGGUACGAGCCUGGGAAUCAAAGCCGUGACCCUUUGGUGUGCGCAGGCCAACGCACUAGCCACUGAGCACCACCUCCACAGGUAUUGAGCAAGAAUGGUGUGGGGGAAACUGCACAACUCUGACACAAUGUACCUCAGCACUAUGUCCUUUGCCAGUAAGUUCUACCUUCUGUUCCCGGGUCCACCACCCUCUCCCCUUUGGUAAGAAUAGCAGCUUUCUCCUUCACUUUGGGAGGGGACCCUCACAAGGAUGCUAUUCCCAGACUGCUAGUGUACCACCUCUGUGACUUGUUUUCCCAGUGGAAGUGCUGGGAGGAUGGGAUAGAGGGAAAGGGUGGUCAUCUUAACUGUUAAACAUUGUUCAAUGUAAUAAAUCUGGGUUAUUCAGAUUUUAGGAGGAAUCAGGUCUAAAAUCUGUUUUGGGAGUGGGUUAUCAAUGUCCAUUUAGCCAGAGGCAUUUUAGUAUUUAGAUCUCCCGAUUGAUGUCACCCUUUAACUUUAUAGAAAGGCAAAUGAACUGUUUUGACAUUCUCUUCUGAACUCUUAACUACCCCGUUUCUUGCCUUUGCUCUUCUCUCUGGGCUCAUGCUCCUCUGCCUUUCCGGUCUUUAAAAUCCUUUUCCCCCAAAACAGGAAAAGCACCUCUUCUUAAACCUUCCUAGCUAUAAGGCAGGUACUUCUCUGGUGCUGCCCCUCCAUCCUGCAGGGGUCCACUCAUCCUCAGAUCCCCUUUAUUUGGCCAACGUAAUUAUGUCUUCAGACAGCAGUGCAUUAUCUAAGCAUUCCAAAACCUUCUGGAGCUUUUCCCUGUCGUGAAAGUUGAAGCUCUUGUUUCUGAGCAAAUUAGAGAAACUAUAUUCAUACUAAGAUUUAACACCCCUCAAUUUCUAAAAUUUUAAGCCUCCAGGUGAGCAAGUAUAAGCAAGCAUUCCUUGGGUCUCACAUUUGCAGCAGGUCCAAGUAAAAAGUUGAACCACUACUUGACUUCCCACAUGUGCUGGUGUAAACAUAUGCCAGCUAGCAUGUGCCCAUCUGUACUUCAGCUCCUAGACCCAAAAAAGGACAGUUCAAAGAUAUGUAGAAUAAGUUCCUUUUAUAAACUGCCACAAAUUUAGAGUAACUCAUUGGAAAUUUGUAUCUUCACUGUUAUUUUAAAUUGUAGUCCAUUUAUUAUCCUAGCUUGGAAGCCGUUUCCCAUUUAGAAACUUUUCAACCUCCAACACCUAUUUGAAAAUGGGUUUAUAGAUUUAAGACUGAACAGUACCACUUCCUUAAUAUAGGUAUCCCCUCCCUUUCCAAGUUUGCAGUAGGCCACUUCACUUUUAAAGACCUGUUAGUACCUGUUUGUGCCGAUAGGAAUCUGAAGAGGCUUUUUGUGUUUAUGCCGGUGGGGGGAACGGGGGACAAUCUAUUACGGAGCCUGUUUUAUUGCCCUCAAUCUUAGAUAAUGCAAAACAUUGGCAGUGUAGCAAUGGCUACUGUAAUAAAAAGACACAUGAAAUUUUGACUAUUUCUUUGGCCAAAAAAGACAGUGCUUAAAAAAACCAAACCUUUGCCCUAACCAGUUUGGCUCAGUGGAUAGAGUGUCGGCCUGUGGACUGAAAGGUCCCAGGUUCAAUUCCGGUCUAGGGCAUGUACCUUGGUUGCAGGCACCUCCCCUAGUAGGGGGUGUGCAGGAGGCAGCUGAUCUGUUUCUCUCUCAUCGAUGUUUCUAACUUUCUAUCCC